Aspergillus novofumigatus IBT 16806 is the source of this 2322-nucleotide messenger RNA. Its product is annotated as Zn(II)2Cys6 transcription factor. The transcript is spliced from 6 exons. Gene Ontology annotation, biological process: regulation of DNA-templated transcription; DNA-templated transcription. Gene Ontology annotation, molecular function: DNA binding; zinc ion binding; DNA-binding transcription factor activity, RNA polymerase II-specific. Bases 1 to 2322 code for a protein of 773 amino acids. NCBI's taxonomy places the organism in Eukaryota, Fungi, Ascomycota, Eurotiomycetes, Eurotiales, Aspergillaceae. The record is from RefSeq and is a predicted model, not a curated record.
AUGUCUGAACAUCCAUCGGAACAGCUUAGUGCAGAUUAUGGAUUAGAGUCUGGCGGAUACUUGCAUUACACGCGCUCACCAUUGCCGACGCGAGUCAGCAGUGCGUGCGAGAGAUGCCGUCGCCACAAGACUCGGUGUGAUCCUUUCCGACCUUGCUCACUCUGCGCACGAGCAAAAGUGGAUUGCCAACCACUUCCUGCUAGUCGGACCCGCAGGGAUAGCACUCGGAAAGCAAAGAGAACUCUGCGAAGUCAUGAGCGACAGAGAACCGCAUCAACAGCUGCCGCUGACCAGCCCUCAGAGAGCUUUGAUGGCGCCAGCAAUGGGGCUCCAUCAGUCGGGGCUACUAAUCAUGACAGCCGCAUAACUACAGACGGCCGUGUUACACAUCCGGCAGUCGACUACGGUGAAGCUGAAUCUACCAUGGGAAUUGUGCAAAAAAUCUGCGAACUUGGUAGGCAGCAUAUUGAUGAGCAAGCCACUUCUGCUAUUCCUGGCUACCGAGCGAGCACCAGCGUUGCCAAGCGGCACGCAGCAACUGUCGGACAGCGGCUUCCCAUUGCUUCAAUACUAGGUCAGGAUCUACCGCCGACGGAUAUGAUGUAUUCGUUGCUCGAGGACUACUUUGAUGCAGUCCAUUGGUUUUCUCUUGCUAUUUAUGAACCUACCUUUCGCAGGAAGCUCCUGUCCGUCGCUGAUGGGCUUGCGUAUCCCUCCCAGAAAUCAUUCUUGCUACUCCUUGCAGUCGUCCUGGGUAUGGGGGCGUGGUAUCGAUCCCAAAGGAGGACAACUGAUUUGACCGACAAUGGCGAUUGGCAACAAUUGAGUGCAAACCUCUUGAAGAUCGUCGAGUCGCAUAUUCUUGAGUUGAUGGACCAACCUUCCGUCACAGCAGCCCAGAUAUGCAUACUCUUCGGAUCAUACCACGUCUAUCACGGACGUCCCAAUCUGUCCUUCUCUUUACUCGGUGCGACUAUCAAGAUAUCGCAGGCGGCAGGGUUGCACCGUGAACCUUCGAGGGGCAGCUUUGAGGAUAUUGAAGAAAGGAAACGCGUAUGGUGGACCAUUUACACUUGGGAUAGAUUUGCGUCGAUCACAUACGGCCGACCACUAGGAAUCAACGACAAGGACUGCAAUCUCAACAUGCCAGCGGAUAUUUUUGAAAAUCCCUACUUUGUUGCCCCGAGAUCGGAGCAAGGAUAUACUGUCUGCUACUCCACGUAUCAAAGGGAAUUGAAUCGUCUUUACCUCAUGGCGUCCACUGCCCUGGAGGCAAUUUUCGGCUCGCGGACGUCAGGCUCGUCCGAGGAACUAGCGGGGGACGCAUACGUUGCGCUCGUCAAAGAAGCGACUCAAAACCUUCAGAGAUGGCGGAAUGAAUUACCUGAGCAUCUAGUCCUGGACCUGGAGAGGGAUUUCCUGCCUGACAGUGGGCUCAGUGCGAGGGCACAUGCCUUACAAUCGUUGUCCCUGCAAUUGACCUACGAUAACAUUCUCAUUGUCCUCCACCGGCCUUUAUUGGCAAGGCAAGUUGAUCACCUAUCGACAAAUCCACAGAGAGACCCAGCAUUGGAUGCUGUAUCACCGAAUGCAUCUGUUACAAGUCCUGUGCACUGGUGGAAUGCCGCCUUGAGAACAUCCCGAGUGACUGAGUUACCGGUCCUGGCUCAGCUUGCGACGGAUAGUCAUUUGGUUGCCUUCUUGGCAAUAAACCUGUUCAACGCGGCAAUUGUGCUGGCGGUCAUGGCGCUGUCAGAUCCCCUCUCCGACACAGCACAGGUCGUCAAGCGGACAAUCACUCGUAUCCUGCGUCUACAGGACCUUCUUGGAAAGCGCUCUGCAUUAUCGAAGCAAAGUACGACAGUUUUGAAGAAUGUGGUCACAUUGCUUCUCCGCCGUGAAUCAGAGGCUAUUCUGGCUCCAAUCACGACGAACAAUCAGCAAGAAGGUCACCAGUCUUUAGUAGACUCUGCACCAAUGUCAGUGGAAGAUACCCUCCGACUCCCUCUCGACGCGACAGUUGACUUUUUCGACGCCCCGGCGCGACGGCCGGCAUGGCCUGACCAGAACAGGGCUCAGCGCCUCAACGAAAGUUUAGCAUCAGUUCAAUUCGUCGUUCCCUCCGGCAAUGAUGCUCAUUCCUUCAACUGGUAUGCGAGUGGAGACACUCACCAAGCUCGCGGUACCAUUCAGGACACGAUACAGCCAGACCAUACAUGGCAGCAAUCUGCCCCGAACGAAUGGCAUGACCCAGCCUACGGAACAGGUGAACGGGGGUUAUACUGGCUAUGGGAUAUGUCAUGGAAUGGAACGGAGUCAUAA